ACUAGGCAGGCAUUCGCGUGUUGACGCUCGCUCGUGAAACACGUGUAAUAUCAAAACGUCUUUAUUUUUUAUUUAUAAAUUAAUUUUGUUUUGUGAUAAUGGCGCCAGUGUCGAACACAGUGGUCGGAAUCGAUGACGAUCAGAGAUUUGCUUUAAUGAAGUUCCGGAGAAGCGUGAAAGAUGUGGUGAAGCCAGAACAUAACGAUCAUUAUUUACUGCGAUGGUUAAGAGCUAGAAACUGGAAUCCAGAUGCGGCAGAAAAAAUGCUACGAGAUUCAUUAAAAUGGCGAGAAAAGUGGGGAGUGGACGAGCUACAGCAUUGGGAAGGACCAGAAAUUCUACAGAAGUAUUUUCCCAGUGGCAGCACGGGAUUUGAUAAAGAAGGAUCGCCUGUUAUAAUUGUCCCAUUAGUGGGCCUUGACGUGUGGGGUAUGCUGCAUUCAUUAAGCAAAUCUGACGUGAUCCGAAUGGUGAUAAAACACUUGGAGAACUACCUCGCCAUAGCGCAGAAGCAGGCGUUAACUCAUGGACCCGCUGCUUUGCAGGCUACAGUCAUCUUCGACCUAGAAGGAUUCAGUAUGAAGCAGUACGCGUGGAAGCCUGCCGCCGAAAUGGUGUUUACGUUGCUUCAAAUGUACGAAGCAAACUAUCCAGAGAUACUUAAGAUAUGUUUUAUUGUAAACGCACCGAAAGUAUUUUCUCUCGCGUUUUCCGUUAUCAAGAAAUUUAUGCACGAGUACACCAUAUCUAAAAUCAAGAUCUACGGCAGUGACUCUAAAAAGUGGCAGGCACAAAUACUGAUGCACGUGGACAAAGACCAGUUGCCUGUAUUUUACGGCGGCACUAUGGUGGAUGAGAACGGAGACCCAAAGUGCAGCCUAAUUGUGAAACCUGGUGGUAAAGUGCCAAAGAGCUACUAUUCAAAGAAUUCCGACAAAGAAUCGUCGAAAGAGUACACACGAGUUACGAUCAAGACUGGCGAAAAGCACUCGGUAGACUUGUUAUGUGACUCUGAUAGUGUUUUGAAAUGGGAAGUCGGCAUAGACAGUCACGAUAUAAAGUUCCUAAUAAAGCGAACCGGCGAGGAUGGCACCGAGAGCGUCGUGCACGGACCCAGGAAGGUGUCAGAGGGGCCGUUGGACAUCGGCGUGUUGCCCGUCACAGGACCUUCCACUUAUACCGUCAUAUUUGAUAACUCUAGCUCUUAUCUGCGGAGUAGAAAGGUAUUCUACGACUUACUAAUUACAAUACCGACCAGGGAUCUCAACAUAAGCGACGAGCCAGAUGACAACAGGAGGUAACCUGCCGUUCUCAACAAUUCAUGAGAUUCCUAAUUAACUAAUGUACAACUACUUAGGUUACGUACUUUGUAUAGUUAACUAUAGGUAAUAUAAUCCUUAGUGGACAAAAUCAAAUUGUAAAAAAAAUGUGCUAAAUUCUAUAUAUUGACUGUGUAAAAUCUGUUUACCAUGAUCACCAUAAUGUAAUUAAGUAAUAAUUAAUAAAUAUAAAUCAAUAAUUCCGACCCAAUUCAAGAAUGUUCUGUGAUAAUUUUUGUUUAUGUUUUUAAAAUCAUUCUAAAUUCUGAUGUGGACAAUCUGUUAUACAUCUAUAAAUUUUUAUUGUUUUUUUAGUACCUAAGUGUUGUAAACUAUAUUUCCAAAUUUUAUUUUAGAUAAUAGAUACUACUUUAAUUUUUAUAUGUACUUUAAUAUAAUGUAUUAUGUAUAUAUACAUUUAUAUACCUCGAUCUCAAAUUUUUCAAAAAGACAGUCCAAAUAAAUUUGAUAAUUGUAUUUUUUUUUUCUGCUGAUUUUGAUAUUCAUUAUAAUCUAAGAUAUUUAUGGUAUAGGUAU
This is a messenger RNA of Galleria mellonella (greater wax moth), 1856 nucleotides long. Its product is annotated as SEC14-like protein 2. Gene Ontology annotation, cellular component: cytoplasm. Bases 99 to 1301 code for a protein of 400 amino acids. The record is from RefSeq and is a predicted model, not a curated record. Lineage: Eukaryota; Metazoa; Arthropoda; Insecta; Lepidoptera; Pyralidae. The transcript is spliced from 10 exons.